This is a messenger RNA of Pelmatolapia mariae (spotted tilapia), 1654 nucleotides long. RefSeq names its product tetratricopeptide repeat domain 33 (gene ttc33). Gene Ontology annotation, molecular function: protein binding. The transcript has 5 exons. NCBI's taxonomy places the organism in Eukaryota, Metazoa, Chordata, Actinopteri, Cichliformes, Cichlidae. The record is from RefSeq and is a predicted model, not a curated record. The coding region runs from base 206 to 1021 and encodes 271 amino acids.
AAUUGCGAGUGUUAGCUGAGUUGCCCGAAUUAACGUUAGCUGGCGUCAGUGUGACGAAGUUUAAUUUUUUUUCUAGCGAGUUUUGGAGAUGUUAUUGCCAUAAUACCACGUAAAAUAUCCAAAAAUAAAAUAUAAAUCUUUCUGCUACGGUAUUUUGGAAACUCAUUCAGCGGCCACGUAUACGAAUCUAGAUGGCAAAAGCAGGAUGGCGUCAUUUGGCUGGAAGAGGAAAGUUGGGGAGAAGGUGUCCAAGUCAGUGGUGCAGCAGUUUGAGGCAGAAGCGGAGAAAGCUGUGGAUGAUGGGCCAAGUCAGGACCCCGAGGUGGAUUGGCUGCACGCUAUCAAACGACGGCGGGAGAUCCUGCUGGAGGACUGUGCUGCCAAGGGCAAGAGACUGAAGGAGGAGGGUGCCCUGUUGGCUGAGCAUGGCAGGCACUGGGAGGCCAUCAAGAAGUGGGAUGAGGCCAUUCAGUUGACUCCAGACAACCCACUACUGUAUGAAAUGAAGUCCCAGGUGCUGACCAAUCUGCAGGAAGUCUUUCCAGCUGUGAAGGCAGCAGAGAUGGCAGUGAAGUUCCGGCCAUUGUGGUGGGAGGGCUGGCAGACCUUGGGUCGGGCACAGCUCAACUUGGGAGAGGUGGACCUAGCUGUGAGGUCAUUCCAGAUUGCCAUCCACCAGUGCCCAUCAGAGCGCACCCUGUGGCAGGAAGACCUUACCUGGGCUUGGAGGUUACAGAAGCAGCAAACGGCAACCAAGGAGAAGAUUCGGCAAGAGGAGGAGACUAAAAAAGAGAUCCUUAAUGCCCCUGAGCUUAAUCAGGACUAUGAUUUUGAGUCUGACGAAGUGCUAGCUGCUUGUGUGGCUGUCGCUGAGCGACAGACACGGUAUGAGGAGCUAAAGAGGACCGCUGUAAUCAUAGAUGCUGAGGGGAAUGUAAAAAAUGUACUCACAGGGGAGGAGGGAUCAGCGGACUCAGCCACACCAUCAAAGGAAGAGUUUGUCAAAGCAAGAGGACUUUGAAGAGAAUAUAAAUGACUUUCAAGGUUCCGCUUUUGUUUUUGUCUUUUUUGGGGGGUGGGGGGGGGAUAGAUGGCUUUAAAUAUAAGCAUUUGAAGCUGUGGCAAAAAUAUUCCUGUUAUCAGAGGUAAAGAUGAAAACCAAUUCUUGUGAAUGUUAAUAUGUACAAAUUAAGACAGUUGAGUUUUACUCACGUGUGUCUGAAUCCCAUUCAUGUAAAUAGUAGUAAAUGUGCAUGUGAUAAUUAAGCUGUAACAUAAUGUGGUUUCAGACAGCAGUAAAAACAGCCUGAGGGUCAGAUUUCAAUCUGUGAAGGUCCGUUCAUGAAUUACUGAGGAUUCAUCCUGAUAUUUGUAGAAAUAUAAACUUUAUUUGCUUCUAGUUGUGUUUAAAAAUAAUGUGGACACUUGAAUUGAGAGAUUUUAACUUCCCUAAUUUACAUGAAAAUUACAACAUUUGCUUGUUAAAAUCUUACAGCCACAAUCUUUAUGUGCGAUUGUAAAGUACAGAGAAAAUUCACGAGACUUGUGGUUACAUUUUACUCUUGAGGUGUCUGUGAAUAUGAUUGUUUGUGAAAUAGGAUGUGGAUUAAAACACGAAUUAUGCUCAGCAAAUUGUCAGUAAGUAAAUAAACAA